AGCAGAGUUGGAGCCACUUUGGGACAACCGGAACAAAACUAAACUAAAAUAUUAAAAUUUAACUGAGAACGGAGCGGAGAAUGGAGUUCCGGGCCUUAAAGACCCGGAAGAAGGCUUGAUUAGAAUGAAGGGGCGAAGCCCUCCUUUUAUAGGAGAAAUUUUCGGUCCAGACCUUUGACAGGCGUGGGCCUGAGGUCCAAGCGCACGCCUGUGCUGAAAAGGGAGGAGGUGCGGCUGAUGUGCUGGUUUUGCAAAUCAAAGGAUUAUGGAGUAUACUACGUAUUUCUUUUGUUUCUUCAUGCGUCACUCCACUAACUCCUUUCUAUCUUUCUUUCUUUUUUUUUUCUUUAAUUCAUGGAGAUCCACCCACUUGCUGCUGGCGUGCUGCUACAUUGCUGCCACACUUGGCCGGCCAGCCAGGUUGCGCCACGUGGCACCUGGUUGGUCGGAUUUUGAUCUGGUCCGAAAUAUUUUUUCCAAAAAUGCUAUCUUGCUCAAAAUUUUAUUCUGAACAACUUUUCCUUCUGCACUAACUUCAAAUUCCGAACAAAUCUCUUUGCUCCGUUGCAUUCCAUUUGCACAAUCUUUUACACUUUUUGUACCACUUUUGAUUCAAUUUUUAUUCUUUUUAUAACAAGACAUAACUUUUGUACACUUUUGCAAUUAUGAAUAAAAGAUAUAAAAACCAUUGAGAAAUUGAUUUGUUUAAUCCAAAAUUGGACCACAACACAUUAAAUAUAGAGAAGAUAAGUGCUUACAAAAUGGACAUAUCAAUAUCCUUAACAAUACACAUCAUUUUCAUAAUUAUCAAUAUAUUCAUUUUCAUUUUUCAUAAUCAUCAAUCUAUUCAUUUUCAUCAAUAUAUUCAUUUUUAAUCAUCAAUAUCCUUAACAAUACACAUCAUUUUUAUCGUCAUAAAUCAUAUAAGGUUCUUUAGUUGUCCAAACAUCAUUUUUUUCUCUAAAAAUAUUGUUUUUAUAUUGAUGUAUCAAAAAUAGGAUUUUAUAUCUUCAAAAAUAGCAUUUUCGGACUUAAAAUGUUCGUAACGGUCGACCCUUGGAUCCGCACAGUUGUUCGUAUCGCUCUGGAAACCGCCCGAAAAACGAGUUACUAUUCAUCAUCUUCAACCUUCGAUCCAAUUUCUCAAAACACCAUAAAAGCUUCUAAGCUUUAAACAAACUUUAUAAAAAUGUUUUCUAAUGUCCAUAGAUCAUACACAAAUGAUUUAUUUGAAUCUUUAUCAACAAAACAAAUUUGGUGAUUGUGAAUAUCAAAAUAUUUAUAUUUCUAAAUAUAUAUGAAUCAAUAAGUUCAAGGAUCAUUCCAAUGCCUUCUAAAGUGGUUUAAAAUCAUGGUACAGACCUGGAAAUCAACGAGAUGAAGUUCAACGAACGAACGGGAGAGAAAACAACACCGGAAAUCUUAAAAUUCGCCACUUCCCGUCACCACUGUACCAGCCCUGGUUUUUGGGUCAUAUCUCCAUUACUCAACGAAAUCACGAACCGUUUGAAGCUACGGAUUUGUAAGACAUAAGGAUACAACUUUUGUUUAGAAACCAGAUUAAAAUAACAAAGUUUAGAUGAUGUAAAAAUGCUCACAAGUGGGCUGAUUUGCACAGUGGAUGUUUUCUUCAUUCAACUUUCCGGGGCAACUUCUGGCAAGAACCGUGGCUACCUCCGGAGGCGGUAGGAUUUGUUGGCUCGAUUUUGAAUGGCAUUGGGGGAUUUGAUGGCAUCCAGGUUCUCGCAGUCGUCUGCCACAGUUGUUUCAAGCCACUUGGAGGACUAUACCGAUCAAGAGGACAGGGAGACCGGGAGUAGCAACCAGAAUAGAAUUAGGGACUCUUUGGAGGCAGCUCCUAGUAGUUAUGGGGGCAGUGCUGACAAUGCCUCCACUUCGAUGACGACGACAACCAGCAUGGCAUAUCUGCCACAGACUAUAGUGUUCUGCGAGCUUCGGCACGAUGGCUUUGAAGAAUGCGUGCCUUCUGGACAAUUGGAAAGGGGUCUGGUUUCCAAAUGGCGUCCAAGGGAUCGAUCUGUUUUACCUCAGUUUUUGUCGCAGAUGAAAACGGGAUGUGUUGCUCUUGUGUUGUGCUUAAACAUUAGUGUUGAUCCUCCUGAUGUAAUCAAGAUAUCACCUUGUGCUCGCAUGGAAUGCUGGAUUGAUCCAUUUUCAAUGGCCGCACAGAAAGCACUUGAAACAAUUGGGAGGACUUUGAACCAGCAAUAUGAGAGGUGGCAGCCUAAGGCCCGCUAUAAAAUCUCACUGGAUCCCACCGUUGAUGAAGUUAAAAAAUUAUGCACAACAUGUCGUAAAAGUGCCAAGUCCGAAAGAGUUCUUUUUCAUUAUAAUGGACACGGUGUACCGAAGCCAACUGCAAACGGUGAAAUAUGGCUAUUUAAUAGGAGCUAUACACAAUAUAUCCCUUUGCCGGUCAGUGACCUGGAUUCAUGGUUGAGAACCCCAUCUAUAUAUGUUUUUGAUUGCUCCGCAGCUGGAAUGAUUGUUAAUGCCUUCAUAGAGCUUCAGGACUGGAAUGCUUCUACUUCUUCUGGGGGUUCGAGGGAUUGCAUUUUGCUUGCUGCAUGUGAAGCACAUGAAACUCUUCCUCAAAGUGCUGAAUUUCCUGCUGAUGUAUUUACUUCAUGCCUCACGACACCAAUUAAAAUGGCACUGCGAUGGUUUUGCAAUCAAUCUUUGUUGCGUGACUCACUUGAUUAUUCACUCAUAGAUAGAAUUCCCGGUCGACAGACUGACCGGAAAACACUUCUUGGGGAACUGAACUGGAUAUUUACAGCAGUUACAGACACAAUUGCUUGGAAUGUUCUUCCCCAUGAUCUGUUUCAGAGAUUGUUCAGGCAAGAUCUAUUAGUUGCGAGUUUGUUUCGAAAUUUCUUACUAGCUGAAAGAAUUAUGCGCUCUGCAAAUUGUUCACCAAUUUCAUUCCCGUUGUUGCCACCAACUCAUCAGCAUCAUAUGUGGGAUGCAUGGGACAUGGCUGCUGAAAUUUGCCUCUCUCAGCUUCCAGCAUUAGUUGAGGAUCCCAAUGCCGAGUUUCAACCUAGUCCAUUUUUCACUGAGCAGUUGACAGCUUUUGAGGUUUGGCUGGAUCAUGGAUCCGAGCACAAGAAACCUCCUGAGCAGUUGCCUAUCGUGCUUCAGGUGUUACUUAGUCAAUGCCACCGGUUUCGUGCUUUGGUGCUUCUUGGAAGAUUUUUGGACAUGGGCCCUUGGGCUGUUGAUCUGGCAUUAUCUGUUGGUAUAUUUCCAUAUGUUUUGAAGCUUUUGCAAACGACCACUCCUGAACUUAGGCAAAUUCUUGUCUUUAUAUGGACAAAGAUUCUUGCACUUGAUAAGUCUUGCCAGGUUGAUCUUGUAAAGGAUGGCGGGCAUACAUAUUUCACCAGAUUUCUUGAUAGUAUUGAUGCCUAUCCAGAACAGCGGGCUAUGGCUGCAUUUGUUUUAGCUGUCAUUGUGGAUGGUCACAGACGGGGUCAGGAAGCCUGUAUUGAAGCCGGCCUUUUACAUGUCUGCUUAAGACAUCUUCAGGGAUCAGCAUCAAAUGAUGCACAAACUGAACCUCUUUUCCUUCAGUGGUUGUGCCUAUGUCUUGGAAAACUAUGGGAAGAUUUCACUGAGGCACAAGUGAUUGCUAUACAGUCAGAUGCACCUGUGAUAUUUGUACCUUUACUUUCGGCACCCCAACCUGAGGUUCGAGGUGCUGUUGUGUUUGCACUAGGCACUUUGCUAGACAUUGGGUUUGGCACAUCCAAUGAUAGUGUUGGCGGAGAUGAAGAUAGUGACAUUGAUGAAAAAGUCAAGGCUGAAGUUAGUAUUCUUAAGAGCCUUAUGAGUGCUGUCUCUGACGGAAGCCCAUUGGUUAGAGCUGAGGUUGCCGUAGCUUUGGCACGCUUUGCAUUUGGGCAUAAUAAGCACCUGAAGUCUGUUGCAGCCUCAUAUUUGAAGCCUCAAAACAAUUCUGUGCUUACAUGUUUGCCUUCUUUUGCUGUCAAGAGUUCAGGCAGUGGAUAUACAACUCCAACACAUUAUGUGCCUCAUGGAAGUAUCAUUCCAUCUCCGAGAGCUCCAUUAUUGAGAGUUGGAGGUGAAAACCAAUCUACCAUUCGGGAUGGGAGAGUCUCUAGUAGCAGCCCCCUUGCUGCACCAAGUAUUAUGCAUGGGUCUCCCUUGUCUGAUGAUUCAUCUCAACAUUCUGAUUCUGGCUUAUUAAAUGAUGCCAUUAGCAAUGGCAUUUUAGACCAUACAAGACCACUAGAUAAUGCAUUGUAUUCUCAGUGUGUGUUAGUUAUGUGUACCCUGGCAAAGGAUCCAUCACCACGCAUUGCUGGCCUUGGUCGGCGUGUUCUGUCCAUAAUCGGUAUUGAGCAAGUGGUUGCCAAAUCUGUCAAGUCUACCAGUGAAUUUUCUGCAGCUCCUAGCACUAGUUUUGCAGGACUGGCUCGGUCGUCUUCAUGGUUCGACAUGAAUGGAGCCGGUCAUCUGCCUUUAACAUUCAGAACUCCUCCUGUUAGCCCUCCUCGUGCCAGUUACAUGACUGGACUACGAAGAGUUUGUUCACUUGAGUUCAGACCACACUUGAUGACCUCUCCAGACACUGGGUUGGCUGACCCACUUCUGGGCUCAGGUGGACCUUCUGGAACGUCUGAGCGCAGUUUCCUUCCACAAUCUACCAUAUACAAUUGGAGCUGUGGCCACUUCUCAAAGCCACUUCUUACUGCAGCUGAUGACGGUGAAGAGAUAAUCAGUAGAAGAGAAGAGAGGGAGAAGAUGGCCCUCGACUUGAUCACAAAGUGCCAACACUCUACCGUGAGCAAGCUCCAUAACCAAAUUGCAAGCUGGGACACCAGAUUUGAAACUGGCACAAAAACUGCCAUCUUGCAGCCAUUCUCGCCAUUUGUAAUUGCUUCAGAUGAGAGUGAAAGAAUCCGGGUGUGGAAUUACGAGGAGGCAACCCUGCUUAACAGCUUUGAUAAUCACAGCUACCCUGACAGGGGAAUCUCAAAGUUGUGCCUUGUGAAUGAGCUCGAUGAGAGUUUGCUUCUUGUUGCUUCAAGUGAUGGCAACAUUCGCAUUUGGAAGGAUUAUGCAUCAAGAGGCCGACAAAAGUUGGUCACUGCAUUCUCUUCAAUUCAGGGUCACAGAGUGGGUAUGCGUAGUGUGAAUGCUGUGGUGGAUUGGCAGCAGCAAUCUGGUUGCCUGUUUUCAUCCGGUGAAAUUUCAUCAAUAAUGGCUUGGGAUUUAGACAAAGAGCAGCUUGUACAUACCAUUCCAUCAUCCUCAGACUGCAGCAUUUCUGCAUUGUCUGCCUCUCAGGUUCAUGGAGGUCAAUUUGCAGCUGGUUUUGUGGAUGGAUCUGUUAGGCUCUUUGAUAUCAGAAUGCCAGACAUGCUUGUUGCUACAACUCAACCACACACCCAGAGAGUAGAAAGAGUUGUGGGAAUUGGAUUUCAGCCUGGACUACAACCAGCCAAGAUUGUGAGUGCGUCUCAAGCUGGUGAUAUUCAAUUCCUUGAUGUGAGGAACGUGAAGGAUGCAUAUCUAACAAUUGAUGCCCACCGGGGAUCACUGACAGCUUUGGCUGUUCAUCGGCAUGCUCCACUCAUAGCCAGCGGCUCAGCUAAGCAACUCAUCAAGGUGUUCAACUUGGAGGGCGAGCAAUUAGGCACCAUACGCUAUCUGUCCACCUUCAUGGCACAAAAGAUUGGAUCUGUUAGGUGUCUUGCGUUCCAUCCUUACCAAGUCCUCCUUGCAGCCGGUGCUGCAGAUUCUUGUGUCUCUCUCUAUGCCGAUGAGCUUUCUCCUCCAAGAUGAGUACAAACCAUCACAAGGUCGGACGUGCUUUGAAUAUAUUUAUGUGACGAUUAGGUCCCUUGCCCCAUUUGUGUAUGUUUAUCAUAUUCGUUGAGCCUCCAUGACACACGCUACGUGCCUACAUGAACGUGAAGCUCGGUGGGUUAAUUGACGCUCGUCAUCCAGGAGGCUUAUCUAAUAAUAAUUUGAUGCAUAGGUAAAGAAAGAUGUAAAUAUCUCUCUUUUGUUUGUUAUUUAAUUCUUGUUGGUUUAGUGCUGUUUUUCUUCUGAAUAUUUAAACCCUUUUCAUCUGUAUAGAUCAAAACUGGUCUGGACCUAUAUAUAUAAUUCAAUUCCAUUCCCCAAAGAAACUUGUAAUUUUUUU
Messenger RNA from Cuscuta campestris, 6199 nucleotides. The record is from the annotation of a GenBank genome assembly. Lineage: Eukaryota; Viridiplantae; Streptophyta; Magnoliopsida; Solanales; Convolvulaceae.